Messenger RNA from Saccostrea cuccullata (small rock oyster), 892 nucleotides. RefSeq lists its product as uncharacterized. The coding region runs from base 65 to 805 and encodes 246 amino acids. The record is from RefSeq and is a predicted model, not a curated record. Gene Ontology annotation, cellular component: plasma membrane. NCBI's taxonomy places the organism in Eukaryota, Metazoa, Mollusca, Bivalvia, Ostreida, Ostreidae. The transcript has 6 exons.
UGUUGGAUGCUUCCAAGACCAACCUAGCCGAACGUUAAAUGGAAGAUCCAAUGCGUCAACUUCAAUGUCUGUAGAAAAGUGCAAAGAAUUUUGUCAGCAACACGAUUCAAGAUUUUAUGGUUUAGAGGAUUCAAACAAAUGUUUUUGUGGUAAUGUAAUUAGACAAAAUGUAAGAAAGGCGGAAAAAGAAUGCAACGCCAGGUGCAGCGGAAAUGACAACCAGUUUUGUGGAGGAAAUUCGAGGAUAAGUGUUUAUAAAAAUGCCAACUAUGAAAAAGGUUAUCUCGGCUGUUUUCAAGAUCAGUCAACCCGAACUCUAAAUGGAAAGCAUAUGUCAUCAAACUCAAUGACUGUAGAAAUGUGUAAGGAAUUUUGCAAGAAGCAGGAUGCCGAAUUUUAUGGCUUAGAGUCUUCCAUGCAUUGCUAUUGUGGAAACCUUACACAGCUGGUGAGAAAGCCAGAAAUGGAUUGUAGUCAGCAAUGUCGAGGGAAUUCCGAUCAGUUUUGUGGGGGACAUUGGAGGAUAAGCAUCUAUAAAAAUCGCUAUAUCAUUCCAUUUGAAUGUAAAGAAAGCAAAGCACAAAUCAACUGUACACCUAAAAACGGAAAGAGGGGAGUUUGUGUAAUAAAAAAUGCUGAAUUAGUGCUAAACGUUGCACCAAGUGCACGUAAUCCUACGUGCGCACGUGGAGAGACGUAUGGCAGACAUGGAGAUGAAAUAUGGGUUUCUGAAAAGUGUGGAGGGCUAUUUACUGUUUGCUUUAAAGAAGUGAAGAAAAUGGCUGUCACAAAUGGUAAAGACUGAAAAAAGAAUAUUUUUACAACUUGAGACGCCUUUCUCGAUUUGAAUAAUUUGGAAGAUUCUAGUACUGGCUCAAGAUUGCCAUGAGAG